AAUUCUAAUUUUUUUGACAACAUUUAUCUCCAAAAAAAAUCGGAUGAUUUGAUAUUUAUAUGUCUGUUUAUAUUAUCCAUUUUACCCAUUUCAAAUUACAUAAAUUUUUGUUCAGAUCAAUCAAUUCAAAUUGUUCGUAUUUGUUUCGAAAAAAAAUGUCUUCAACAAUGAAUUCAUCAUCAUCAUCAUCUAAAUCACCAAUUCCAUUUCAAACAUCACCUGAUGAUUCGUUUGCAUCCAUUAAUAAUGCAUUAUCAUCAUCGUGUUCAUCCAUUUCAUCAAAUACUAGUACCAUUUCGAAUGAUUCAUGUUACACAUCAUUAUCGGAAGGACAAAUGGCAUUACAUAUUAUGUUAUACAAUUCGAUAAAUAUAAUAUCAAAACGAUUUUCACAGACAAAAAUCUAUUGUAAAUUCAAUAGCUUUGAAAUGGAUUCGAUUGAUGAAACUCUGGAUACGGCACAUGAUGAUGAUUUGGAUCAUUGUAUGGAUCAAUAUCCAUUUGAUGUGGCUGCCAUGAAUGAUUCUGAAUAUAAAUUCAAAAAUCAAAAUCUUUUUGGACGUUUAAUUCAAACGAAUGAAUUUGUAAUUGUACGAUGUAAAAUUCCUUUGACUGGCAAUAUUGGUAUACGAGUUGAUUUAUUCCAAAAAAUCGAAAUGAACGAUAAUAGCAAUGGUGAUGGCCAUGAUGAUUAUAAUAAAAUUGCUUUUGGUUAUAUCUAUCCGGUGAAUGCCAGUGAAAGUAGUGGAAUGUUUACCGUUCCGAUCACAUCGAAAAUGGGCAAAAUUAUUGCUCACUUCAAAGCCGAAUAUUUCAUUACAAAACCAUACAAUGGCAUGGCAAUCGAACCGAUUAAAUGGAAAUCAAAGAUACGAAACAUUAAAAGCUGGCAAUUGAAAAAGACUGGUUUUGAUAUUGGUCAUCGAGGUGCUGGGUGUGCUCGUCGUAUCGAUAGUUGCGAGAAGGUUUUGGAGAACACAAUCGAUUCGUUUAAUUAUGCAUUCAAAAAGGGUGCUGAUAUGGUCGAAUUAGAUGUACAAUUGUCAAAAGAUAAAAUACCAAUCAUUUAUCAUGAUUUCAAUGUGAAUAUUGUUAUUCAACAGAAAGAUCAAAUGGCCGAAAAUUUUCAGAUGAACAUCAAAGAUUUAACCUAUGAACAGUUACAAAAACUAAAGUUACGACCAUUACAACGACAUGGAAAAGAAUGUUAUGAUUUUGAUGGUGAUAUUAACAGUCCACAUGGCCUUCCAUUUGCAAGUCUUCAAACAGUGUUGAAAUCAGUUGAAGCUAAUUGUGGCUUCAAUGUGGAAAUAAAAUAUCCACAGAAAAAAAUUAAUGGCGAUUGGGAAGCGGAAAAAUCACAUGACCUAAAUGAGUAUGUUGAUUUAAUCUUACAGGAUUUAUUUCUUUAUGCUGAAGAUCGAAAAAUUAUCAUAUCAUCCUUUCAUCCGGAAAUAUGUUCAAUGGUAAAGUUGAAACAAGAUCGCUAUCCAAUAUUGUUUCUCACUCAGGGCUUGACUACUAAAUGGACAAAAUAUCAUAAUCCAUUGAAUCAUUCAAUUGAAAUGGCAGCUUAUCUAGCAUUAUGUAUGGAUUUGUAUGGUGUUGCUGUACACGCCGAAGAUAUUAUCAAAAAUUCAACAUUAAUACGUUUUGUAAAAUCUAAAUCCUUGGUACUUUUCUGUUGGGGUGAUGAUCUUAAUGAUCGUGAACUAAUUAAAAAACUUAAAAAAGAAGGAAUCGAUGGAGCUAUAUAUGAUAAAAUCGAUUUAUUGAUUUCCAAGCCGGAAAGUCAUGAAAAUCCUAGUUGUACAAUGUCACCACCAGUAUCGUUGAAUAUUAAUUGAAAAAAAAAUUGUUUCUAUAAAAUUGAUUGUACACCAUAAUAUAGUGUUUUUCAAAUUGUUUUUAUUCAAAUACUUCAAUU
This is a messenger RNA of Dermatophagoides pteronyssinus (European house dust mite), 1927 nucleotides long. Its product is annotated as glycerophosphocholine phosphodiesterase GPCPD1-like. Gene Ontology annotation, molecular function: glycerophosphocholine phosphodiesterase activity. Lineage: Eukaryota; Metazoa; Arthropoda; Arachnida; Sarcoptiformes; Pyroglyphidae. Gene Ontology annotation, biological process: glycerophospholipid catabolic process. The record is from RefSeq and is a predicted model, not a curated record.